CAUUCUUCAACUUCUGGUCGGGAUAGUGACGAAAGGAAGCAUUUUCGGCGAGACCGAGCGCCUGAUGGAUCAUACGACUCGGUGCAUAGCACACCGCAGCCCCGACAUUUCAAAUCAUCCUAUGCUGGCAAGGACGAGCGUCCCAAACUCUCUGCUGCGGAUGCCCGCAUCAUCACUGCAUGGAGAGCGUAUCAGCUCAGCUGGACAACGACAAUGGCCGGAGAGUCUACUUACUUGACAUAUUCAAGUAUUCCAUGGCCGGUGGCUUCAGAACCGCUUGCCCCAUCGUCCCUCACCCCUUCGCGAAUAUCCGAAUUCCUGCUUUCCACCACGCAUUCGACGCUAAAAUCACCUAUGGAUAGGUUACGGGACGCCAUGAAACUUUGGCAUCCAGAUAAAUGGGAGGGAAAGCAUAUGAGCCGCGUAGUUGACACGGACAAAGAGACGGUUCGAGAGGCGCUGGGAAUGGUGGCUCGGGGGUUGAUUGAGCUGAUGCAUGCCCAAAAGCUCGGUCGACAGUAAGAGUUGGUUUAUGGAGUUAUCAU
Molecule: messenger RNA, 545 nt
Organism: Cantharellus anzutake
Lineage: Eukaryota; Fungi; Basidiomycota; Agaricomycetes; Cantharellales; Hydnaceae
Exons: 1
Coding region: 214-522 (102 amino acids)
Source: RefSeq, a predicted model, not a curated record